AUGCAGAACCUGCCAACAGUUGGCGAGCUUCGAGCAUGUAUCCCAGCUGAAUGCUUCGAGAAAUCCCUUCCUACCUCACUCGCUUAUCUCUGUUGGGAUGUUCUUGUGAUCGCUGGUCUCUACAAAUUAGAACCUUUCUUUGAAAUGUUCUCCUUGCCUGGAAUGAUUUUUUGGUAUUUCUUGAUGGGUAUGAUGGGCUUCGCGGUGUUCGUUGUUGGACAUGAUUGCGGGCACGGCACUUUCUCCAAGUACAAGUGGUUCAACGACAUCAUUGGUCAUUUGACGCACGGCGCUCUUCUUGCUCCGUACUGGCCCUGGCAAAAGAGUCACCGACUCCAUCAUACAUUCACCUCACAUUUGGAAAAGGAUCACGGUCAUCCCUGGAUCACCAAUGAAACUCAUGAGCGAUGGGGUGACAUGGAAAAAUUCUACGCCAACAAUCCGUUCACCGCUCUCAUCAGAUGGUUUGUCUACACGAUCGCCGGCGUCACCGAUGGAUCCCAUUUUUGGCCUUUCUCGCGAAUGUUUGACAACACAAAGGAGCGUAUUCAAUGCGCUGUUUCUGGGCUUGCCUGUCUCACUUGGGCUACGGCUGCUUUCUGGUAUCUUGACUACGAUUUGUACACUUGGACAAAGUUUUAUUUGCUUCCUGUUAUCGCUCAAGGAUUCUGGCUCACCAUGGUCACCUAUCUUCAACAUCAAACAGAAGAUAUCAAGGUCUUCGAGGACGGCACCUGGGGCUAUGUGAAGGGACAACUCCAGACCAUUGAUCGACCAUACGGGUUCGGCAUCGAUCAAUUGAUGCAUCACAUCACCGAUGGACACGUCGCUCAUCACCUCUUUUUCACGCAAAUUCCUCACUACAAUUUGAUGAAAGCGACGCGAGCUCUGCAGAAAAAACUACAGCCGCUUGGAGUCUACAGACAUCAGAAAUCCCACGAUUUUCUCUUCCAAUUCUACCAACUGAAUCGAAAACUGACACAUUUGCUCGGCAAGGGCACCGGCCUUUUAAAUUAUGCUACAAAGACGAAGACCAAU
Messenger RNA from Mesorhabditis belari, 1038 nucleotides. NCBI's taxonomy places the organism in Eukaryota, Metazoa, Nematoda, Chromadorea, Rhabditida, Rhabditidae. The record is from the annotation of a GenBank genome assembly.